Panicum virgatum (switchgrass) is the source of this 1506-nucleotide messenger RNA. RefSeq lists its product as uncharacterized. The transcript has 5 exons. Lineage: Eukaryota; Viridiplantae; Streptophyta; Magnoliopsida; Poales; Poaceae. The coding region runs from base 241 to 1101 and encodes 286 amino acids. Gene Ontology annotation, biological process: transcription initiation at RNA polymerase II promoter. The record is from RefSeq and is a predicted model, not a curated record. Gene Ontology annotation, cellular component: transcription factor TFIIE complex.
UCCUCAAUUGCUUGCUUAGGGCGGGCCGAGUUGAUCUCAUUCGAGGGCGGAGUUGGUUCGUAUAGGCCAAUCCGGUAAUCUGGACCUGGGACGGUGGAAUUUGGGCAGAUUUUGGCCGGACUGCAUAGAGAUUGUGCUCUAUUCGAACGAAUGAUCGCGCCUAACUCGAUUUUGGGGAUUCUGCUUUUCCAAAUUGGGGGUUAGUUUGAGAACUUGGAUGAUGCGUUUGAAGAGCAAGGUAUGGCUCUGAACGAGCGUCUCAACAAAUUUAGACAGCAGCAAGAGAGGUGCCAGACUACUCUAUUUAGCAUUGCCGCAAACCAAGCUUCAAUUUUAAUGCCAAAAGUUGCCCCAGGGAUUAGACCAGCAAAUGCCCCGUACGCAUCUGUAAAACCACUGCAGCCUAUUAAAUUCUCAGAUGAUACACAAAGGCUACAACACAUCAAUUCAAUAAGGAAGUCUACUGUGGGAGCACAGAUGAAGUUAGUAAUCGACCUGCUUUACAAGACAAGGCAAGUUUUUACAGCAGAGCAGAUAAAUGAAGCAACUUACGUUGAUAUUCAUGGUAGCAAGGCUUUAUUUGACAGCCUAAGGAAUAAUUCCAAAGUUAAACUUGAUGGGAGGCAUUUCUCGUACAAGCCGACGCAUGUUUUGACUGGGAGAGAUCAGUUGUAUAAUUUGAUAAAAAAUCAAGAAUACGGCAUUGCUGUUGAGGAACUCAAAGAUGCUUAUCCAUCCGUACUGGAAGAUUUGCAGGCCCUGAAAGCAUCAGGUGACGUCUGGUGGCUAUCAGGCACCAACUCCCAGGAAGACACAGCGCACUUCAACGAUCCCCGAUUUAGGAUCACGGUGGACAGUGACCUGAAGCAGCUAUUCCGGGGGACAGAGCUGCCACGGGACAUGCUGGACAUCGAGAAGGAGCUAAAGAAGAUUGGCGAGAAGCCAUUAACCGACACCGCCAAGCGGCGCGCGCUAGCAGAGAUCAGUGGCGCCGCAUCCAAGUCCAAAUCCAAGGCCAGGAAGAAGCAGCGCGGCAUCACGAGCAGGACCAGGCUCACGAACAGGCAUCUGCCAGAACUGUUCGAGAACUUGAGCACUUGAGCCGGAGCUGUCGGCUGGAUCAAGCAACGGCGUACAAUAUGGCCGAACGGGCAUCACGAUCUUUGACUUAGGGUAGUAUCGACUUGCCAAGUUGCCCUAUCUUAAAGUCCAGAGUCGCUUUAUGAAACCGAGUUGUGACGAGCAAAUGCGUACUACUUGUAAAGUCGACCGAAAUUUUACAGUGAAGGCUCAAGGUGGGCUGGAAGAAAUAGGUGCAGAAGUGGAGCCUCGAGUCCGUCACACUGGUAACGAUCGUUUCGAUACUCUCUGCGAUCGUGGAUCGGGUGUGUUCGAGUCAGGUAUUUAGAUGCCUGGUAUGACAGGUGUACAUGUCAACGGGAGGCGUCAAAUAGAUGCCUGGUGCCUUUGUCUUCAUUACAAUCUAAUAAAUGAGCUUUUGAUCAA